ACUUGAGAUGGACUCGGUAGCGGUUACGGUUCCGCUUCGUCAACCAACGAAGAAAAUGAAGAAACGUAAGGAAUUAGAUGCUCUUGCACCUCCACAUGCUGUUUCGAGAAGAACUUCCGGCAAACGUAGUUCUCAGGAGUUAUUGACGGAUAGCAGUGACGAACGUUCAGAAUAUUGGAACACAUCGACAAGAAGUAGUCGCAAAUGCAGAGGAAGAAGGAGCCAAGCUUGUCCGGGAUUUCUUAAAGCUUGUAGUGCCUUUUUGGCGUGCGCUUCUGUGUUAGCUACUGCUAGCUUAAUAUGGCUUUUUAUUGAUGUUCGUCAACAACUCAGCGCCUUAAGAACGGAAUUGGAUCAAGUAAUUGCUGGUAACGAGGGUGUUCCUGAUGCUUUGCAAAAAUGUCAUUCCAUGUCGAGGGAUCUGCAAAAUAAUCAAACUGUUAUUUUCUCUCAUCUAUCAGAUCUUAGAUUUCAAAUAAGUAAUGUUACGAUUCAGUUAGUAAACAUACAACAUGGAUUGCAUCAAGUUCAAGAAUGGGUGCACGCUGCUCCGGAACUUGCCAAUGUUCCUAAAGAUUUAAAAGCACUUUCAACGACUGUUGUUUCAUUGGGCAGUCAAAUAAGAGAUUUGGAUUCAACUGUAACAACAUUAAAAGAAACUAAUACGCGCAUACAAAACAUUCAAACUACUAUGUUACAAAAUAUUACCAACAUACAGCACACUGUUUCUGAAUUAAUUAAUAUAACGCAAAAACCUCAAAUUUUAACUACCAAUGAAACCAAAUUGAAAACCGAAGAAUUAAAUGCCGCAAUAUUGCGUGUAACAAAUAACUUGACACAUGUUAAUGAAACUCUUUCAAGAACUCUUCAAUGGACUAGUGAAGAUCAGAAAAAAGAUCAUAAAAUAUUGAAUUCCCUCUUGGAUACGACCCAAAAUGUUAGUACAAAGGUUAUAUCUUUGCAAGGAGAAUAUGCAAAAAUAUCUGAACAAAUAACUACAUUACCAUCAUUAACGGAACAGGUGAAACAAAUAUACGCAGCCAGCAUGGAAUUAAAUGAUAAACUAAAACGUUUGGAACAAUCUUAUAUUGCUGUAAAAAAUUCAACUACUGCUAUGCUAAAUACAAUAACGGAAAUAAGAAAUGAAAAGAGAAUUAUUAACGAUCAAGAUACAAGAGAAAUGCCCAUUGAAGGAAGUCAAAAUGUUCAGAGGAUAAGCGCAAACACUUAAACAUAAGAUAGAUAUAGGAAUUACGUAUUUAAACUCUGGGUUAUGUAUGUCGUCAAAGAAAAGGAUGUUAUAUUGAAGUAUGUAAUGAAUAUUACAUAUUAUUAAAUGAAUGUUCUGCAAGUAUUUCAUGACCUGGAGGAAACUAUCUAUACCAAGCAAUAAUUUGUACAAUUAUAAUAUUGAUAUUCUGAUACAUUGAAAGUAUAUACAUUUGGAAAUACUUACAAAGUACAAAAUCUACAAGUUCAUCAUCCACUUUAUCUACACUUUAGUUAUAAAUUUCUAUUAACAUAACAUUUAUUAGAUAUCAUAAAUCGAGUCGUAUAUCUAUUAGAUGCAUGAUUUCUUCAAUUUACUUCAAAAUUCUUUGUUUAAAUUAUUACUUCAAAAUUACACUUAUGUAAUUCCUUUAUUUACUACAAUGAAAUGUUUGUUCUGCACGAUAAUAUAUUUAGAAUAGAAUUGUUUAUAACUCUAUAAACAGGCACAAUGAGUGCUAUUUUUUACGACAAUCUAUACAAAACAUGGUCAGAUAAAAUUAAUCAAAACUACGCACAUUAUAACAUGCGCAGUAUUAUACCUAAUUCGUCCAAAGUAUAAUUAAAGUCUUACAUAUUGUAUAUCAAGACUUUACUGCAGUACAUAAAACCUUCAAUUUCAUCACCUUUAUCACACAUUUCUACUAAGUAGUUUGUAUUGAUACGUAUCAUAAAUAAUUUUUAUCUAAAGAUUGUUAUUUUUUCGUUAAAAUUUUGAUUACACUAAUAGUCAAAGAGAAUAAGAAGAUCAAAACACAAUUAUAAUUCCAAGUACUUCUGAUGCUGGAUAAGCGACAAAAAUACAAAAAAGAACAAUAUUCAAUUGGCUAUUACGAUAUGAAUCAAGACGUUAAAUUCCACUAUUUGUACAUUUGUAAAUUAUUGAAUAAUCAUUUAAUUAUUCGAAAUAAUGUACGACAAAUUUCUAGUGUGUGACCUUGAUAUAAAAUGAGUGUGCAUAACAAAACGACGCAUUGGUAGGAUAUACUUAUGUUGAAAAAGGGUUAAUAAAAACUUGAACAUAAAGUAACAAUA
Vespula pensylvanica (western yellowjacket) is the source of this 2304-nucleotide messenger RNA. RefSeq lists its product as uncharacterized. Bases 8 to 1231 code for a protein of 407 amino acids. The record is from RefSeq and is a predicted model, not a curated record. Lineage: Eukaryota; Metazoa; Arthropoda; Insecta; Hymenoptera; Vespidae. The transcript has 9 exons.